GGAUAAGACAGACAGUUGUGUACCGUAUGAUCUCACUUAAUCGUUUUAAUAAAUCAAAUCUUAUACUGCGGAUUCACCGGGGGGCCUACAGCCAGCUGUUCCCUGGAAAUGUCGUAUAGGGUAGAGAUUUGUCCCGCCGCUGUCGGAUGCUGAAACGCGCCAUCAGCCUGUGGAUGCUUGAUGUCCAUUAUGAAACGCAAUGCUGCAUUGGGUACCGAAUAUGAGGCGCAGCGCUUUUGCGAUACAAUGAAUCACAAGAAAUCAGUUUAGCUGCAAAAUAGUCCUGUGGUGCGGACGGUUCAAGGUGGUCCAGCAUCUUUUCUACUCAGCCCUCUGCUUCCUGUCUUCUCUCGGAUUGUGGAUAACAAGAAGGCUUCAAGACGGAGGGGGUGGUGGAGCAUCGAGGAAAAAAUAGGGGCAAUAUGAGAGAGCGGGACUUCAUGCCCAAUAUGGAGAGGGGUAAACCUGCUACUUAUACGGGGGACAAAAAGGCUAAGAUGGCUGCUAAGACUAACAAGAAAUGGGUGAGACUAGCCACUGUUUUUGCAUAUGUAUUGUCCGUGUCCUUAGCAGCCAUUAUCCUGGCGAUUUACUACAGCCUCAUCUGGAAACCUACCAGUGCAUCCUCUUCUGCGGGGAAGCCGGGGGUGCCCAAUGAGGUCACCCCCACCGCAAACAUCUCAACUAAUUUUUCCACAAGCAGCAAUGUCUCAGAGUGGAACUCUACACAGACAGGGCUGCUAUCUCUCAACCAGACCACGCAGGGGAAAGGACUCUACGGUCACCCGAGCGUGGAGAGAUCGGACACUUCGGGCAGGCAGACGCACACGUCCGAAGCCCGAGUGAACCACUACAUCCCGUCAAGCACCGCGGAGUCUGGCGCUGCGCUCAAGGAGGACGAGGGGGAGAGGGACGCGCACAACCGCGACCCCAACCAGGCGGCUGCAGAUGCUGCCACUGUUCCUCCAACCUCCCCGACGAGCCGAGCCGGUCCCUGAGAGGAGACUGAUCGGGCCUCAUCUCCACCACCACCACCACAACCCCCCUGUCACACAUAAACUGACCCCAACAUGGAGUGUUUUACAGACUCAAAGCCGCAGGUCGGAUAACACACAUGGUCUUGUUCUUUAAAGUCGUUUUGCAGAGCUUCUAAUGGAUGCUGGACUGCACAUAUGAACUGAUCUCGCUCUGAAUCCCCCGUGGCUAAGAAAAGAGGAGACCUUGCUUCUUCAAUGAACACUGUUUCCCCUUCAACACCAACUAUGCUUUUUUUUUUUUUUAGGCCAUCUGUAUGCCUUAAAUCGGUGUGAGUCUACUUUACCUCGGACAGCUUCUGAGUCCACUAGCCUGCCUGUACAAGAGUGGCAUAGAUAUUUUGUUAAAUUAAUAGGACACAGGCUCCAGAGAUGCUUUUUGGUUUUACAGGACAUAUAUAUGUCUCACAGGCACACAACGCUUAACAUCACUGCCAUUCAUCGGCUGGCCUAGAUCAAUACUGCAUUACUGCAUUUUACCAUAGGCUGUAUUUCUUUGUCAUGGAUCAAACCUGGAUUCCGAGUAGAAGAACCUGCAUUAUUGAGUUAUGCUCAGGUAUGUGCAUAUAACCAUGUAAAUGUAUUGUGUAUUUGGUUAUGUACAUAUAGGGCAGGCAUACAUCUUUUUGGCCUAGAUGAACUUUUAGUGUAAUUAGAUGAUUUUUAUUAAAGGUACAGUAUGUAUAAUAGGUAUAACUAUAUCACAAGGUACAAAUAAACAUCCUUAGAAAAUGAUUCAUUUCUAUGGUUUUAUAAUAGAUCUGUGUAAAUCAUGAAUUAAUCACUGAAAUUAUCCUGUAUGUUGAUGAUAUUUUAUUUAUUCAGAGCCAGAAUGGAUAAUAUAUAUUCAAAUAAAUGUUAGGUUUUUCCUAACAUCUUCCAAACUGAAAGGUCCAAUUGAUUUAAAUUAACUGUGGUUCACU
Morone saxatilis (striped sea-bass) is the source of this 1957-nucleotide messenger RNA. RefSeq names its product putative transmembrane protein INAFM2. NCBI's taxonomy places the organism in Eukaryota, Metazoa, Chordata, Actinopteri, Moronidae. The transcript has a single exon. Bases 423 to 998 code for a protein of 191 amino acids. The record is from RefSeq and is a predicted model, not a curated record.